Mesocricetus auratus (golden hamster) is the source of this 3327-nucleotide messenger RNA. RefSeq names its product leucine rich repeat containing 8 VRAC subunit D (gene Lrrc8d). The transcript is spliced from 3 exons. Bases 316 to 2892 code for a protein of 858 amino acids. Gene Ontology annotation, molecular function: protein binding. NCBI's taxonomy places the organism in Eukaryota, Metazoa, Chordata, Mammalia, Rodentia, Cricetidae. The record is from RefSeq and is a predicted model, not a curated record.
GAGGCAGGGCAGGGAGGCGAAGGCCAAGUGGCCGCUGCCCACCCCGAGGGAGCCGGGAGCGUGCGUCCUGCAGCUCGGACUGGAGCGGUGGACCGGAGCCGCGGCCGGCAGGGGGAGGCCGGGCCCGGGGAAGCGAGCGAGCCUGGAGGAAGUGCACUGCUGACUGUAACGUGCUGCCGGCUCCCAGGAUGGAGGAGUGAAGUCUCGCGUCGCAGCGGUUCCAGCCCCCGGAGCCCGCCCGCCCGCUCGCUCGCUCGCCCGCAGCCGAGUCCUCGAGAGCGCCCUGAGGGAGCAGGGUGGCCACCUGGUCCAGGAAUGUUCACCCUCGCAGAAGUUGCUUCACUUAAUGACAUUCAGCCAACUUACCGAAUCCUGAAGCCAUGGUGGGACGUGUUUAUGGAUUACUUGGCGGUUGUUAUGCUGAUGGUAGCCAUCUUCGCGGGGACCAUGCAACUUACCAAAGAUCAGGUGGUCUGUUUGCCGGUGUUGCCGUCACCCGCCAAUCCAAAGGCGCACACACCACCCAGAAAUGCUGACGUCACCGCCGAAGUCCCCAAGAUGGAAACAGCCACGCACUGGGACCAAAGCGGGCGGACGACAGAUGACGUUCCCUUCGGCACCUCCGCUGUGACGCCUGACGUGCCUCUCCAAGCCACCCACCCUCGCGCUGAGCCCACCUUCCCAAGUCAGGAGGCAAAGAAGGACAAGAGAGACCCAACGGGCCGAAAAACCAACUUGGAUUUUCAGCAGUACGUGUUUAUCAACCAGAUGUGUUACCAUCUGGCCCUCCCUUGGUAUUCCAAGUACUUUCCGUACCUUGCUCUCAUACACACCAUCAUCCUUAUGGUCAGUAGCAACUUUUGGUUCAAGUACCCUAAAACCUGCUCCAAAGUCGAGCACUUCGUUUCGAUACUAGGAAAGUGCUUCGAAUCUCCUUGGACGACUAAAGCGUUGUCCGAGACAGCCUGUGAAGACUCCGAGGAAAACAAGCAGAGACUAACAGGUGCCCAGACCCUACCAAAGCACGUGUCCACCAGCAGUGACGAGGGGAGCCCCAGCGCCAGCACCCCCAUGAUCAACAAGCCUGGCUUCAAGUUCUCGGCCGAGAAACCGGUGAUCGAAGUCCCCAGCAUGACGAUCCUGGACAAGAAGGACGGGGAGCAGGCCAAAGCCCUGUUCGAGAAAGUGAGGAAAUUCCGUGCCCAUGUCGAAGACAGUGACUUGAUCUAUAAGCUCUACGUGGUCCAGACCCUCAUCAAAACCGCCAAGUUCAUCUUCAUUCUCUGCUACACCGCGAAUUUCGUCAACGCCAUCAGCUUUGAGCACGUCUGCAGGCCGAAAGUCGAGCACCUGACGGGGUACGAGGUGUUUGAGUGCACACACAAUAUGGCCUACAUGCUGAAGAAGCUUCUCAUCAGCUACAUCUCCAUCAUCUGUGUCUACGGCUUCAUCUGCCUCUACACCCUCUUCUGGCUGUUCCGCAUCCCUCUGAAGGAGUACUCUUUCGAGAAGGUCCGGGAAGAGAGCAGCUUCAGUGACAUCCCGGACGUCAAGAACGACUUUGCGUUCCUCCUGCACAUGGUAGACCAGUACGACCAGCUCUACUCCAAGCGCUUCGGUGUGUUCCUGUCGGAGGUCAGCGAGAACAAGCUGAGGGAGAUCAGCUUGAACCACGAGUGGACUUUUGAGAAGCUCAGGCAGCACGUGUCUCGCAACGCCCAGGACAAGCAGGAACUGCACCUCUUCAUGCUGUCGGGGGUGCCCGACGCCGUCUUUGACCUCACAGACCUGGACGUGCUGAAACUCGAGCUGAUCCCGGAAGCGAAGAUCCCCGCCAAGAUCUCCCAGAUGACCAACCUCCAGGAGCUGCACCUGUGCCACUGCCCGGCCAAGGUCGAACAGACCGCCUUCAGCUUCCUACGGGAUCACUUGAGGUGCCUCCACGUGAAGUUCACCGACGUGGCUGAGAUUCCCGCCUGGGUGUAUUUGCUCAAAAACCUUCGUGAGCUGUAUCUGAUAGGCAACCUGAACUCGGAAAACAACAAGAUGAUCGGGCUCGAGUCCCUGCGGGAGCUGCGGCACCUUAAGGUCCUCCACGUGAAAAGCAAUCUGACCAAAGUUCCCUCCAACAUCACGGAUGUGGCCCCGCACCUCACGAGGCUCGUCAUCCACAACGACGGCACCAAGCUCCUGGUGCUCAACAGCCUGAAGAAGAUGAUGAACGUGGCCGAGCUGGAGCUACACAACUGCGAGCUGGAGAGAAUCCCCCACGCCAUCUUCAGCCUCUCCAACCUGCAGGAGCUGGACCUGAAGUCAAACAACAUCCGCACCAUCGAGGAGGUCAUCAGCUUCCAGCACCUGAAGCGGCUGACUUGCCUGAAGCUGUGGCACAACAGGAUUGUGGCCAUUCCGCCCUCCAUCACCCACGUCAAGAACCUAGAGUCCCUUUACCUCUCCAACAACAAGCUCGAGUCCCUGCCGGCCGCCGUGUUCAGCUUGCAGAAGCUCAGAUGCUUGGACGUCAGCUACAACAACAUUUCCACCCUCCCCAUAGAGAUAGGCCUGCUCCAGGGCCUGCAGCACCUGCACAUCACAGGGAACAAAGUGGACACCCUGCCGAAACAGUUGUUUAAGUGCGUGAGGUUGAGGACUUUGAACCUGGGGCAGAACUGCGUCUCCUCCCUCCCGGAGAAAAUCGGUCAGCUCUCCCAACUCACCCAGCUGGAGCUGAAGGGGAACUGCCUGGACCGCCUGCCAGCCCAGCUGGGCCAGUGUCGGAUGCUCAGGAAGAGCGGGCUCGUUGUGGAAGACCAGCUGUUUGACACGCUGCCCCUGGAAGUCAGAGAGGCGCUGAAUCAAGACACCAGCGCCCCCUUUGCGAAUGGGAUUUAAACAGAAGCGUGCGUGCGCGGGCGCGACGUCCGCCUGCGUGCUUCGAGAGGACGGCUUCCUGGAUUGCAGAGGCUCACGUGUCGCAAGUUACGACGACGACGAGACAAACGCAUUUUAGGAGUUAGAUGCGCGCCCUUUAAAACAAAACCCGGCGGGGAUUGCACAGAGGCUGAGAGCGACAAAACCGAAUGUUCGAUGUUUUGUAGUGUUUUAAGUCAUUUGUUUCCAAGUCUUUUCUUAACUCUUUUAGGUUUUUUGUUUUUUGUUUUGUUUUGUCUUGUUUUUCUUCUUCUUCUUCUUCAGGGGAAAGGGAAGGAAAAAGUUAUAAUCACUGAUCUCAGUUCCUUUUAAACUGUAAGUUGGAUGCGGCUGCUGGCUGAAUGUUUACACAUCGCUUGCCUGCUAAAGCAAAUGAUUAAAUUGACUUUCUUCUUA